AAAUGAGAAUUAAAAAAAAAAAAAAAAAUUUUGGUAAAAUGUUAAAUUAUAAAAUUUAUUUGAUAUAAAAUACACGAUGUCUCUCUCCCCUCUCAGAAGUCCCUCAUAAUCUGAAUUUGCCUAUUUGCUACGAACCUCUGCUGGCCAUAACCUACUCCACAUCUGUGCAUCUCCGAGAGAAAUGGCGUUGAGGCAGAUGUUAGGAUGGUCAGAAGGCGAUCUGAUGAGAUCAGAUGCAAAGCCAUGUUCAAGGCUCAUGAGACAAACUGCUGCUAUUUUCACUGUUGGUGGAGCUCUUGGUUUCUGGGUUCUUUGCAGACUUCACUAUGGUCCGAGGGUUACAGUGCCAAGAAGUCUACGAUGGGCUGGGUGUGGAGCUGUGUCCAUGAGUGCAUCUACGGCAACACUUGUCCGUCUCCUGAGCCCUGAAUGUGAACCCCAAAACAUUGCUGCAUACGACCAACCCAAACCCCCUCAAGCUUCACUCCCUUAAACCAUCAGUUUCUGACUUUAUCUCUUAUGUGUAUGUACCUCAGAUUUUGUACAUGUUUUUUUUGCAGUACACAGAGUUUAGCUAUCUAUUCCUAAAUACUACUUUGUCUUUUAGUGCUUCUUAUUUGGAUUUUGUUCCUAUUUCUUUAGGAGCGUUCAAAAUGAGCUACGGGGUUCAGCUUAGCUCAUUAUGAAUUCAAGUACUUUAUGAUUCA
Molecule: messenger RNA, 707 nt
Organism: Brassica napus (rape)
Lineage: Eukaryota; Viridiplantae; Streptophyta; Magnoliopsida; Brassicales; Brassicaceae
Exons: 3
Coding region: 182-493 (103 amino acids)
Source: RefSeq, a predicted model, not a curated record